AUGGCUUUUCAAAAGACUUUUGAUUUUCUAAAUAAAAAGUCUUGCAAUCUGUCAGCAAGAAAUAUAAUUCUUCUUAGAUUAAUUUUGUACUUUCGAGAACUUUCGCAGUUAUCUUCAAUCACAUAUUUAAAUUUUCCUUUUAUUAACUCUUCAAAUCAUUUAAAUUUAAUGUCAAUAAUAUUACUAAUGCUUUCCAGACUUGUUUUUUCUGCUAGUUUAUUUCGUAAAAUUAAAAUGCAAAUUAAUCUUUUUUACAUUCAUUCUCGAAACUUGCAGUUUCGAUAUUGUUUAAGAACGAAAAAAUAUUUAUUGGCGACGUUUGUGAUUUACAUUUAUCAUUUACUUUUUUCUUUAAAUAUAGCUAUGCAUAAUUAA
This is a messenger RNA of Pneumocystis jirovecii RU7, 375 nucleotides long. RefSeq lists its product as uncharacterized. The record is from RefSeq and is a predicted model, not a curated record. The transcript has 9 exons. Bases 1 to 375 code for a protein of 124 amino acids. Lineage: Eukaryota; Fungi; Ascomycota; Pneumocystomycetes; Pneumocystales; Pneumocystaceae.